AUGGCGUCGCUCCAUUGGACCUCUGUGGCAGUCGCCAUCGCAGCAGUCUUCCUCUUCUGGACUUUCUCGGCCACGUCGUCUUCGCCAUUCACACGUAACUUCCCACGGCUCCACAACAAGCGGAUAUGUCUGUUGAUCGCACACCCUGAUGACGAGGCAAUGUUUUUCGCGCCGACAGUUCUGGCGCUUACCAAGCCAGAGCUGGGCAAUCACCUCAAGAUCCUCUGUCUCAGUACAGGUGAUGCCGACGGCCUCGGCGAAACCCGCAAAAAGGAGCUCCAGAAAAGCGCUCUCCAGCUUGGUCUGCGCGACGAAUCCGACGUCUUCAUUAUCGAUGACCCCACCCGCUUCCCGGAUAGCAUGACCAAAGAAUGGCCUGCAGAUCAAGUCUCCUCCCUCCUCGCCUCGGCUUUCGCACCCGAUCUCGCUGCCACUCUUAAUGGGUCCAAGAAGGCAGACCCUAAGAAAGCUCCCACCGCCACAAUCGAUGUACUCCUCACGUUCGAUCAACAUGGCAUAAGCAACCAUAUCAACCACCGCUCGCUUUACCAUGGUGCUGUGCACUUUGUGCGCUCGCUCAUUAAAGGAAAGCCUGGCUUCGCAUCACCGAUCGAGCUGUAUACUUUGACAAGCACGUCGAUGUUAAGAAAGUACGCCGGUGUGCUUGAUGCGCCAUUUUCCAUGCUCCAGGGUGCCUUUUCCAAUGUUGUGGCCAGAGUGAGCGGAGUGAAGAAGGAAGGGUCCGGUCCAGCACGCUUGCUUUUUGUUAGCUCGGUUGCAGAGUGGGUUACGGCGCAGUCGGCUAUGGUGAAGUGUCAUCAGAGUCAGAUGGUUUGGUUCCGAUGGGGAUGGAUUACUAUUGGGCGGUACAUGACUGUCAAUGAUCUGAAGAAAGAGAAAGUCUAG
Molecule: messenger RNA, 906 nt
Organism: Penicillium odoratum
Lineage: Eukaryota; Fungi; Ascomycota; Eurotiomycetes; Eurotiales; Aspergillaceae
Product: PIG-L family deacetylase
Exons: 2
Coding region: 1-906 (301 amino acids)
Biological process (GO): GPI anchor biosynthetic process
Cellular component (GO): endoplasmic reticulum
Molecular function (GO): N-acetylglucosaminylphosphatidylinositol deacetylase activity
Source: RefSeq, a predicted model, not a curated record